Molecule: messenger RNA, 432 nt
Organism: Mycotypha africana
Lineage: Eukaryota; Fungi; Mucoromycota; Mucoromycetes; Mucorales; Mycotyphaceae
Product: DNA directed RNA polymerase
Exons: 3
Coding region: 108-275 (55 amino acids)
Biological process (GO): DNA-templated transcription
Cellular component (GO): RNA polymerase I complex; RNA polymerase II, core complex; RNA polymerase III complex
Molecular function (GO): DNA-directed RNA polymerase activity; zinc ion binding; DNA binding
Source: RefSeq, a predicted model, not a curated record
GACAGCUAAUUUUUGACAAGUUUUUGUGACUGACUGAAAAAGUUUACAUUGUUCCAAAAUUUUGAAAGAAGAAGAAAGUCUCUUUAACCUACUCAAACAUUCAAAUAAUGGAAGCUACACCAAUUCGUCAACCUGUUGCCAUGACUUAUCUCUGUGCUGAUUGUGGUGCAGAAAAUCAAUUAAAGCCUAGAGAACCCAUUCGUUGCCAGGAUUGCGGCCACAGAAUUAUGUAUAAGAAGAGAACCAAGAGAAUGGUUCAAUUUGAAGCUCGUUAAUUGUUAAACGUUCGCAGCAUUAGGAAAAACCUUUUCUCAUCCUUCGAUUUUGUGAAUAUAUGAUUCUUUAAACGGAUCAUGACUCACUUGAUCCAUAUACCAUCACAAACGCGAAAAAAGGCGACAUAAUAAACUUGUUAGGGCAUUGAAAAAGCAA